AUGGUGGGCGGCGGCGGGACGCGUGGGCGUCUGGCGCCGCUGGCCGCAGUGGGCGGCAACCUGGCGCGGAACGCCGGCCCCGUGCUGACCUGUGCGGCAGCAGCAGCUGCCGGUGCAUUGGUGGCGAAGAGCUGCAGGGCGCGUACGGCGGAGGCGGCGGCCCUGGAGCGACGCAGGGCUGAGCUGGCGGCCUACGACGCGGCCGUCAAGGCCACAGCCAAGGACCGAGAGGCGGCCUGGCAACAGCUGCUGGAGCAGGAGGGGAGGCAGCGCGCCGUCAAGGCUGUUGUCGAGACCAUCUUUGGCAACAUUCGCGCCCGAGAGGCGCGUGAGCUCAUCGCUGCCGCCCAGGCUCAGGCGGCGGCGGUGCACCAGGAGGCCGAGGCCGCGCGCUCCAGGGCUGUGCGGCUCGAGGCCUCUGCCAGGCGGCGCAGUGCCAAGCUGGGGGUGCGCAAGGCUGCGGUGCAGACGGGCGAGUCGCAGAUUCAGAGGCGCGAAGAGGCGCUGGAGGAGGCCGAGGAGGCGCAGGAGCGCGCUGCCGCGGAGCUGGCGGUGGAGCGCGCACAGGUGGAGCACCGCGCGGCGCGCGCUGAGGCGGCGUGUGCGGAGGCGGCGGGCCGCCUGCGCGCGACCAUCGUGGAGGUGGCCGAAGCUCGGGAGGAGCUGCAGGAGGAUGCAGCGGAAAUGAUGACGGAGAUCCAAGGGGCCUCGCAGGAGCUGGCCCGGCAGCAGGAGGAGCUGCAGGGGGCGGUCACGGCGUUUGAGCGGCAGAGGGCCGCGCAGCGCGCCGAGGUGGUGCAGGAGGAGCAGGCGAUGGCGGCGAAGCGUGAGGGCCUGCAAAGGGAGGAGGCGGAGCACGCCAAGGCGGUCAAGGAGCGCACUGAAGCGAUGACUGAGUACUUCCAGUCGGCUCAGGCGCAGCUAGUGCGGGGCCAGGCGAAGCUGCAGCAGCGCGAGGAGGCGUGGUCGCAAGAGUCUCGGAUGCAGCACAUGCUGCACGCGGUGCCACGCCUGUGA
Molecule: messenger RNA, 1017 nt
Organism: Monoraphidium neglectum
Lineage: Eukaryota; Viridiplantae; Chlorophyta; Chlorophyceae; Sphaeropleales; Selenastraceae
Exons: 9
Coding region: 1-1017 (338 amino acids)
Source: RefSeq, a predicted model, not a curated record